Molecule: messenger RNA, 2247 nt
Organism: Coniosporium apollinis CBS 100218
Lineage: Eukaryota; Fungi; Ascomycota; Dothideomycetes
Exons: 3
Coding region: 1-2247 (748 amino acids)
Biological process (GO): positive regulation of transcription by RNA polymerase II
Cellular component (GO): nucleus
Molecular function (GO): zinc ion binding; DNA-binding transcription factor activity, RNA polymerase II-specific; transcription cis-regulatory region binding
Source: RefSeq, a predicted model, not a curated record
AUGCCGCAAGACUCUGGUAUAUCACCAUCUACAGCUUCAGAUCUGACGCUGGUUGGCGAUCAGAUCCCACAGCUGGGGUCGAAGCGGACCAACACCUCAGAGUUGAGUACGCAGCCCGCAAAGAGGUUGAAGCAAGGGCCACAAGCAGAAGGGUCGCGCAACCAUCAGGCGGCAACACAGCCGCACUUGAAUGCGAUGGCUGGGAUUGAUGAGAACGUUAGCCCGGAGGCGAUCCUGGCAGCGAACAAACCCAAGCGCGUGCGCACGGGAUGUCUGACAUGUCGAGAGAGGCAUCUGAAAUGCGACGAGGCGAUGCCCGAUUGCCUGAAUUGCCGGAAAUCGAGCCGAGUCUGCAAGCGUGGUGUGAGGCUCAACUUCAUCGACACUCAAAUCAAAGCUCCGCCUGUCCUGCUCCGGAAUCAAGACUGGAACAUCAGCUUUUUGGACGAGUCGCGGGACAUUGCAUCGGAGUACAAGGGAGGGCUGUCCAAGUACGGAGCAAUCGAGGCAGAUUCACCGGUACAGCUAGACGCGAGUCUCAACUUCGAUUAUCCUACUGUUAGCGCACCCUCAGCACCGUCGCUGGCACACCAACCGUUACCGCCGAUACAAGGAAUGCUCCCCGAUCCAUACUCGGACGAGCAGCAGAACAUGAUGUUCGAACCCCAGCGGGAACAGCACCAUCAGCAGCAAUCAUACGCCGACUCUUCGCACACGAAUUCUAACAUGCAUGGCGCGUCAGACGGUUCUUCGUACACGAAUCAGGACCCGAACAUAACACCACCGGAAGAAAGCAGAGAUUAUCUGAAUACGCAGGAGGAGGUGUUGUUCAUGCAAGUGUUUGUCGAAGAAGUCGGUCUAUGGAUGGACAGCAUGGAUCCGAUGAAACACUUUUCUCGUCUGUUACCUUUCCACGCACUUGGGGAACCCAUGCUACUCAAUGCCUUCCUUGCUUGCGGCGCGCGGCAUCUUUCGCUGGUCAACGCGAAGUAUACCGAAGACAAAGCUUUGCACUACUACGACACCGCGACGCGAUAUCUGCUCAACUCAUUACAGAACCCGAACCGAGACACUGUCAUUUGCGCUACGACCGCUGUAAUUUUAAACGUGUACGAAAUUAUGUGUGAGCGCGCGCUUCAACGAAUGAAUCACAUUGCGGGCGCGAGAGCGCUCAUCAAAGAGUGUGGAUGGAAUGCGAGAUCGACAGGCAUUGGAGCGGCCUGCUUCUGGCUCAAUGUUGGAAUGGAACUACUAAGCUGCCUGCACUUCAACUGGCAAGUGGCAUGGCAUCCUGAUGACUGGGGCGUGGACAUGGACUUUUCCCGCGAAACAGAGUCUGGCCGCGAGGAGAUUUGGACCUACCGGAUGGUCUACAUCGUUGCCAAGGUUGCCAACUUCCGAGCGUCGGUACCCAGGACAGCGGAACACUCGCCUAGGGACGAGCAGAUAAGGCUGCAAAAUCGGUACAAUGAAUGGAAGAGGCUGAAGGAUUGGUGCGAUGCGUGGAACGAGAACAUACCCCGGACGAUGCAUCCGAUGGCGUAUCUGUAUCCCUACCAGACUAUAUCUCAGUCAGCGUUUCCGGAGAUAUGGCUGAUCAAGCGGACGACCAUCGUUGCACGGCUCUUCUAUCACACGGCACUGUGUUUACUGGCGCAGAUCAACCCAAUCAUGUCCGUCGACCACGAGGAGAUGAACGACAUGCAGCAGAAGCACGCAAAUCAAAUUUGCGGCAUUGUUGCUCACGUCAAGGAUCGGGGCGUCGCAAGCGCAGCACUUCGAUGCCUAGCCAUCGCCGCCGAAUGCCUCACCAACCGCCGCGAGCAAGAAGAGGUCCUCCAGAUCUUCGAGAAGAUCCGCCAAGAGACCGGCUGGCGCGUCGGCUUCUUGAACAAGGAGCUCAAAGACAAAUGGGGUUGGCCCGAGGAGCCUCAGCAACCUCCACCUCCUCAGUCCCUGCAAACACCGCCCUCGCAACAGCCUCAGCACAUUACGAAUAUCAUGCAGGCGGCGCCGCAGCCCCUCCAAACUCUGCAGCCGUUCCAGGCGCCCCUCCAGCCACAGGUCACGCUGCAGCCCCCAUCGAUUACUGCACUCGCGCCGGCGCCUCAGUUAACCCGCAGGCCGCCGGCUGGCAUACCGAAUCCUUUAUACGCGGCUGCGGACUUCUCGCUACCACAGCAUCCGUACCAGUCGUACUACGUUGCGCCUAAUCCGAUCGCGCAUCAGACGCAUUACAUGUAUUGA